Messenger RNA from Triplophysa rosa, 2380 nucleotides. It is a transcript of the gene bcap29, whose product is annotated as B cell receptor associated protein 29. Gene Ontology annotation, cellular component: endoplasmic reticulum; endoplasmic reticulum membrane. The transcript is spliced from 8 exons. Bases 124 to 852 code for a protein of 242 amino acids. The record is from RefSeq and is a predicted model, not a curated record. Gene Ontology annotation, biological process: intracellular protein transport; endoplasmic reticulum to Golgi vesicle-mediated transport. Lineage: Eukaryota; Metazoa; Chordata; Actinopteri; Cypriniformes; Nemacheilidae.
AACGCUCGCUUCGGAGCACUUUGAUGACAUCAUCGGAGCGCGACGGCAGCGCUGCGUCUAUCCGCAUUUUGAUAAAGUUUCUUUUAAACUGGAUUUAUCCUUCACCAACACAUCUAAUGCAAGAUGACUUUGCAGUGGACUGCAGUUGCCUCUUUCCUCUACGCUGAGAUUGCUGUUCUCAUCAUCUUCUGUCUGCCUUUUAUUGCUGCUCAAAGAUGGCAGCGUAUUUUCAAUUGGAACAUCUGGAACCGUCUUUCCCAGUUCUGGAACAAAGGAUUUCUCACCAUGAUAAUUAUCCUCAUUGUUCUUUUUCUUGAUGCCCUGCGAGAAGUGAAGAAGUAUUCUAGUGCUGACCAGACCAAAGAGGCCAAACUCCAACCAAACAUGUAUGAUCACAUGCACAUGAAGCUCUUCCGAGCCCAGAGGAACCUUUACAUCUCGGGGUUCUCACUUUUCCUGUGGCUCGUCUUGAGGCGAGUUAUAACUCUUAUUAACCAGCUGGCCACGGCGGUGAGCACCAGCGCCGCCCUACAGAUUCAAGUUGAAAGUGCAAACCAGGCUGCCAAGAAAUACAUGGAGGAUAAUGAGCUGCUCAAACAGGCACUUGCAGAUGACAAAGGAGAAGCAGGAGGGAAGAAAGAAGACUCAGAGGAGACAAAAGUCCUGAAGACAGAGGUGAAGAGUCUGACAGAACAGCUCCAGAGGACCACAGAUGCCCUAACGAAAUCAAGGUCAGAUUCAGAUGCCACGAGAAAGCAAACUGAAGGACUUACCAAAGAAUAUGACCGCCUGCUUCAAGAACACCAGGAGCUUCAGAAUCAGCUGGACAGCGGAGACAAAAAAGACAACUAGACCACACAGUUUCUCGGCUGUGUCCCACACUAGCAUGCAAUGAAAACAGGUUGUCAUGAGUUCAUUCGUGAGUUCUCAGGUCUGAAGCCUUCACGACAUCACUUCCUGUCCGGUUACCUGCUUGCCACACAUUUGAAGUAGCAGUUUUUCUGUAUGUUUUUUUUCUUUGGUUCUGGCGAUGCAGAGCUGUAUUUUGAGAUGAGCUGACUGGUCAAGCAUGUAAACAUGACUGUGAAUCCAGCAGCUGCUCAGAGUGAAUGUAGGUCGUGUUAUCGAUGCUUUUAGGUUAUUGAGCGAUGCUUGCACUGUAUUGGUAUACCUUCUGUCCUUCCUUCCUUCUUUGAACGACUCCUUGGCAAAACAAACCUGGUGUGAACGUUGAAAUACUUCACACAAACAAACACGAGUCAGAGUAGCACUUGGGUAGCUGUGUCAAUCCAUGUUUUACCAUACUUUUAUAUAUAUUUCGUCAAAUAAAUCCCUCCUUUCAUUUUCCAAAGAUGUACACGUCUGUUGUUGUAAUCCAUCAGGAAGUGUAUCUAAGAUCACAUACAAGCUACAUUGGUCAUUUCAGCAAUUUUAAUUGAGGAAAGCUGUAUAUACAGAUAAAACAACGCGUAGCAGGUAAACACAUCACAUUGAGACUCUUGUGAGCCCAUCAACAAUGACAGCAAGUUAUUGUGUUUGUUCUUGAAUCUGCAGAGGUAGUUACAUCACACCUGAGCUCAAAAGACUGUUAAACAAAUGCUGACACCAGAUCUCUCCAAUAUGGUGAUAUUUAUUAAACACGCGAGGAUAGACAGUUUCCUAUUGAAGUUCAUUUGAGGUAGCUCUAUUUCUGUGCUAUUGAUCCGUAAACUCCACGGGUCAAAACUCGUCUGGGAAACACGUCUAUGUCAUAUUUCACCCCAAAUCAACAAACAUAACAUCCAUAUUACAGGAAUAGUUAUUGUGUAAAUAACAAAUUGUGGUACUCGUGAAAAAUCACACUGGUUCGUUAAAAUAGAAAACAUCUUUUCUUACUGUUUUUCUUUUGAUUUGGGGUGUAUGUGACCUGGACAUGUUUUCCCGACCUCCACGCUGUUGCUGGUAAGGAUAUUUUUAUUGGCCUGAAAGACAUGAUAAAAAAUAUGAAUUUGCCAUAACCUUGCUAUGUGGCCGUCUGCAGCGUGUCAAUACGCUGAUCUAUUUAUGACGCUUCCAUGCCCACUUGCAGACGGCAUGAUAGUGUCCUCCUAUCCUGAUUUCAUAUCUGCACUUAACAGACAGAAGAGAUGGAAAAUGAUGAAAUGUGUAUAUGUGCUAUGCAACUCUGUAAAAAAUAGUUCGCUUUGAAAUAUUCUGAAAUGUCUUAAAAUAACAAAGGGGGAAUGUUUAUGUCUUUAUCAAUAUGAUCAAUAAGAUUUUAAUGGGUGCAAAACGCUCCGUCUAAGUGCCUCAGGUGAGCGGCGAGUGUUUACGGUUUGCUGUGAUUGUAUUCGCAUCAUUUCUCACUGUCUUCACAAUUAAAUUGAAAAAUUGUACUGUU